Messenger RNA from Drosophila miranda, 5633 nucleotides. RefSeq lists its product as uncharacterized. The transcript is spliced from 2 exons. The coding region runs from base 1822 to 3294 and encodes 490 amino acids. The record is from RefSeq and is a predicted model, not a curated record. Lineage: Eukaryota; Metazoa; Arthropoda; Insecta; Diptera; Drosophilidae.
GCUCCGUGUACAAACAUUUUGGCGCCCAACGUGGGGCAUGUGUGUUAUGUUAAUUCUUCUGUGAACAAUUAAACUAAUCGCAAUCUACAAAGGCAACAAUUACAACAUUCGCUCGUCUCGCAGCUGCAAUCGAAAGUUUCGAAAACCGUAUCAGAAUUGUUCGUCUAGAUCGCGGGAUCGUUGUCCUCGCCUUGCUCUCGCCGUUCUCGCUUAAUUUUAUCAUUCGCUUGUCACCCACAACGCAUUCAACGGCGCUUGCAUUCUCGGUUCGUUCGCUUUGCAGCUACCUGCUUUGGUCCAUCGAUCAACGCAUUCUUUCUAUUAGAAUUCCACCGCUUCACUUUCGUUUUGCUUUCGUUGCCGCUGCUGGAACUUUUGCUUUUGCUUUCACCGUUGGUUUUGUGCUCUAGCUGCUGCUGCUUGCUGCGUUUUUUUGUUGUUGUUAUUUUUGGAAGCUCUAGUUCUGUGUCAGCGUAAUUACACUACACAACAAAAUGACGACGCUCGAAGACUUAAAACGCCAACGGAGCAAUAUAAAACGAAAUAUAACUCGGAUCAAAUCUGUGGUAGAUGCUAAAUCGGAAACCCCGAUAUUCAAUGAUGAGCUUCGCUAUCGGUUGAACAUCUUAGAAACGUAUUUCAAGAAUGUUUUAAAUGUCCAAGCUAAUAUUGAAGACCUUAGUCCGAAUGCUGAAGGACGGGUAGAUUUGGAGGAUACAUACAUAGCAAUCAAGCUAGCCAUAAGGGAAAAAAUGGGAGGAGAUCUGAACGCCAGCAUUGUUGCGCCGGACUACCACCCACCGCCAGUGAAGUCAUCGUUACCAAGGUUGUCGCUACCCACUUUCGACGGAACAUAUGCAAACUAUAAGAAUUUUAUUCACUCGUUCGAGCAAAUUGUUGUGCGUGAGUCUGGAUUGUCUAAUAUAGAAAAGUUUAAUUAAACCUGCCUAACGGGGCCGGCAUUAGAUACAAUUCACGCAUUCCAGGUUACAAGCGAAAACUAUCCGAAGGCCCUAGCAAAACUCAAAGGCCGUUUUGAUAAUCCUACUCUUAUAUUUUUAGAAGGUAUUGAGGCAUUGUUUGCACUACAACCUGUGGAAAGGUCAAACAGUCAGCAGCUUCACAGCCUAGUGGAUAAGGCAUCCGCUAUAUUAAGCUCACUGGAGUCCAUCGGCAAACCUGAGAAUAUUGUUCACGCUAUGGUUAUAUAUAUUAUAAUGGAAAAGUGUGAUCAGCAAACUCGGAACAAGUGGAAGGAUUUGCAGGACUACAAAACUCUGCCAACCUGGCUAGCAUGCACACAGCUUUUGGAACGCCACUGUCAGUUUCUCCAUUCGUCUGGAAACUCGGCUGCUACUUCGUCACAACGAAAGGCUGAAUCCAAUAAGUCAAAUCGUCAUUCUAAUCACCAAAUAAACUCGUCGUUUGCUAUCACUAAUCCGUCUUGUACACUUUGUUCUAGUUCUGGCCAUAAGAUCUCUAAUUGCGCUCAGUUCAAGGCUAUGAACAGCAACCAACGGUACGACAAUGCAAAACGCCUCGGUCUCUGCAUCAAUUGUCUUGGAAAUGGUCAUAGAGUGGCGCAAUGUUCAUCGACUCAUCGUUGCCGAUCCUGUAAUCGGAAUCAUCAUUCAUCUUUGCAUCACUCUCAGCCGCAACAGCCACCCCAAUCACCAGCAGGACAAUCUUCAACUACUGAACCGGUACUCCAACCAGCGCAACCCUCCUGGCAAACAGCUCAUCAAGCUGCUUCACAUUCUCAUAUGGAGAUCGCAGCAGAUGAUCAAAUUUUGUUGGCAACAGCUAUGGUUUUGGUAAAGGAUGCCACAGCUUCGCCUUCGUCGUGAAAAACACCACAUUGGAAUUCGCAGUAUAGGAGACUCCCUUACUAGUUUGAAGGCUCGUACGACUACCUCUAUUAAGUCACGUACUUCCGGCUAUCAGCUCACUCUCCAGCUUGGAAUCACAUCCCAUAUUGCCUACCAGCCAGAUAGUGAGAUCGACAUAUCGAAUUGGAACCUACCAGCUAACACUCCAUUGGCUGACGAAUCGUUCUAUAGGACUAAACGUAUUGAUUUGUUACUGGGGACCGAAGCCUUCUAUGGAGCUCUAGCUGUUGGCCAGAUUCGCAUUGGUCCAAAUCUUCCCACUUUGCAGAAGACUCUUUUUGGUUGGGUUGUUGCUGGGAGGUACCAGCGGCAAUAUAACAGACAGCCACCAUUGUGCUUGGCGACUGUAGAAGAGUCGAUCGACAAGAAUUUGCAGCAAUUAUGGAAAGUGGACUCAUUUGUCGAUCCAAGCGCUAGAAUGCUCCCAAAUCAUCGUCGCUGUGAGGACCAUUUCAGGGACACAACACAUCAGGAUGCCAGUGGGCGGAUUGUCGUUCGCUUGCCAUUUCAAGAAGAUCCAAGUUGUCUUGGAAGUUCCUUCGAUACAGCUCGAACUCGAUUUUUUGCCAUUGAGAGACGUCUCGCUCGUCUACCGGAAAUUCGCUCGCAGUAUAUCUCGUUCAUGCAGGAAUAUGAAAGUCUCGGCCAUAUGUCCCUCGUACUGAAUCCUAACUUGGAAGAACCGCAUUAUUAUAUACCCCACCAUUUCGUUCUGAAACCAAGCAGUACCUCGACGAAGCUCAGAGUUGUCUUUGACGCCUCUUGCCGUACAACAUCUCAAAGGUCACUUAACGAUCUACUUUUAGUCGGCCCUACCAUUCAGGAUGAGUUGUACUUGCAAUUGCUGCGGUUCCGCAUGCAUAGGUUCGGCAUCACAGCCGACGUCACAAAAAUGUACAGGCAGGUACUUGUGAGUGAGAAGGAUAGAAAAUUCCAGUACAUUUUGUGGCGAGCAUCUCCAAAUACGGAUCUUCAAACCUACCAACUCAAUACAGUGACAUAUGGGACUGCGUCUGCCCCAUUUCUCGCAACUCGUAGUUUGCAUUACUUGGCUGAGGAUUGUAAGGAUGCAUGGCCAUUAGGGGCUGCUGCUGUUAAAACUGCAUUUUAUGUUGAUGACCUUUUGUGUGGGGCUGGUGAUAUAGAUACACUCUUCAAACUAAAAACUGAAAUCACAUCAACUCUCGCUCGUGGUCAGUUUCCAUUAUGCAAGUGGCAUUCAAAUCAUCCAGGCGUGAUGGAAGACGAAUCUACCAAGGAAUUAAACAUUUCAGAAAACUCAGUCAGCAGCACACUCGGCUUAACUUGGCAUCAACGAAGAGAUGCAUUUAGUUUCACAUUUAAUCCAAGGGAAGUCUAUCCCACUACCACAAAACGAAUAAUUUUGUCUACUGCGUCGUCGUAAUUCGAUCCAAUCGGUCUGCUAUCACCGUUAGUCAUUGUCUCUAAGAUCAUUAUUCAGGAGUUGUGGCUUUUGAAACUCGACUGGGACGAGUCUGUCCCCCAGAAUUUAAGCCACGCAUGGAGCAAGUGUUUGGAAUCGCUGAAUUCACUGUCGUCACUAGCGGUACCUCGUUUUUGUUUGCAGCCUGAUACUAGGAGCAUUCAAAUACAUGGAUUUUGCGACGCAUCGCUUCGGGAAUACGGCUGCUGUGUUUAUGUGCGCACGGAGAAUUCGCUUGGACAGGUCACAGUGAAAUUGUUCACUUCUAAGUCUAGAGUAGCACCAGUGAAGAAACAGUCUCUUCCGAAGCUUGAACUAUGCGGCGCACAUCUACUUUCUCAGUUGUAUAACAAAGUCAAGGCCAUAUUCAGUAAACACACUAUCACAUCUUAUUUUUGGAGCGACUCACAGCUCGUAUUGCAUUGGUUGCAACAACACUCAGUCACCUUAUCGACCUUUGUUGGAAAUCGAGUGUCCGAUAUUCAGGAUUUAACGUCUGAUGGAAAAUGGCGCUAUGUGCCAACACAUCAAAACCCUGCUGAUAUUCUGUCGCGAGGCUGUAACGUGAGCGAGUUGAUUAAGUCUCCAUGGUUUUCGGGUCCUACGUUUCUAGUCGAAGAUUCACUAAGCUGGCCCGCCACUGGUGGAAAACUUGAUAUUGACAUGGACGUGGUUAACUCGGAGAAUCGGAAAAGUUUGUUUGCUGCCGUACAUGAGACAAAUAAUAUCCUCAACAUCGUCGAUAAUAUCAGCUCGUACACUCACAGUCUGCGUCUCAUUGCUUGGAUGAUUAGGUUCAUAAGGAGAUGUCGGAAGCAAUCGACGUUUACCACAACCUCACCGACGCCAGAUGAACUUCGUUUUGCUUCACAUUGCCUUAUUUGGAACAUUCAACAAACUCAUUUUGUAGAGGACAUCCGUUUACUUCAGAAGCAAAAACCAUUAAAAAGCAGCUUAAAGUUUCUUACUCCCUUUUUAGAAGUCGUGAACGGAUUCGAACUUAUCAGGGUUGGUGGACGUUUGGAAUACUCAGAUCUACAAGACGGUCAAAAACAUCCGUUGCUGCUGCCUAGUCAGUCCAAAUUUGUAUGGAACUAUAUUCGCCAUUUGCAUCUUCGGAACUAUCACGCUGGACCUAAAGCCCUAGUCGCUCUCAUUCGUUUGGAGUAUUGGAUCGUUAACGCCAGAGACUUGGCACGUAGAAUUGUUCGCUCCUGUGUACACUGCGUUCGCUACAGACCGAAGCUGCUACAACAACUCAUGGGCUCAUUACCGCCUACGCGACUCGCUCCGGCUCGACCCUUUGAACGCUGUGGAGUUGACUUUUGUGGACCCAUCAACACAUAUCUACGCAUUCGAGGAAAGGGACCUACAAAAGCAUACAUAACCGUGUUCGUUUGCCUUCUCACCAGGGCCGUUCACAUCGAAGUAGUCUCUGAUUUGUCAACAAAGGCGUUCUUAAACGCAUUGAAACGGAUGGGAGGUCGUCGCAAGCUGCCGAAAGACAUCUUCUGCGAUAAUGCCACUAACUUUGUAGGGGCAUCGAAUCAACUGCAGGAACUAAAAAAGUUUAUGUUCUUAAAGCAGACCCAAGAUGAAAUCUAUAAAUUUUGCGCAUCUGACUUUAUUAAUUGCCAUUUUAUUCCCCCCAGGGCACCUCAUUUCGGAGGCCUUUGGGAAGCGGCAGUCAAGAGUGCAAAGGGGCUGUUAAAUCGUACGCUGGCCAACACCAGGUUCACCUUCGAAGAGUUGAGCACUGUCGUCGUCGAGAUAGAAUCGAUCCUCAACUCGCGCCCGCUAUCGCCGCUUUCGUCAGACCCAAAUGACUAUAGCACUCUCACGGCUGGUCAUCUCUUGGUUGGCGAAUCAUUGCGAUCACUACCUGAAAGGUCCCUCGAGAAUAUCAAGCUGUCAAGUAUGGACCGCUACGAUGCGAUUACGGCCGUCAAGCAACGGUUUUGGAAGCAAUGGUCUGCUGACUAUGUCAACGAAUUGCGAUCGCGCACGAAGUGGACAGCACCCUCAACGAACCUCACCGAGGGCACGUUGGUCAUCAUCCAUGAGGACAACCUGCCACCGCUACGCUGGAAACUAGGCCGAGUGCAGUCUACUGUGCUUGGGAAGGAUGGACUUGUACGGGUGGUGCACCUCCGCACUGCAAAUGGAACAUGUUGCAGGCCAAUACACAAGUUGGCAAUUCUUCCGGUGGUUUGAAAGCAGUCCUUUCAACGGGGCCGGGAUGUUCGGUCAAACUCCUUUAAGGAACAAGUAUUCAAAUGACCCUCGUAAAAUAGAGAGCC